Limulus polyphemus (Atlantic horseshoe crab) is the source of this 3369-nucleotide messenger RNA. RefSeq lists its product as uncharacterized. Lineage: Eukaryota; Metazoa; Arthropoda; Merostomata; Xiphosura; Limulidae. Gene Ontology annotation, cellular component: plasma membrane. Bases 66 to 3029 code for a protein of 987 amino acids. Gene Ontology annotation, molecular function: protein binding. The record is from RefSeq and is a predicted model, not a curated record. The transcript has 3 exons.
GGUGUCUCUGAUGACUGACGAAGAGUCGCCCAGUUACACGAGAUCUCCCGGGGAAUAAUGUCAAAAUGACGACGUCAUGCACGUGCACUCUUCUCGUGUUUGCUUUGAUCAUCACAGAAAUGAGGGAACCCCUGUCAUCUGCAUUAUGCGGACUCUCAGAAUUUUCCUGUGAUAACGGUAAAUGUGUUCGACAAAACAUGUUUUGUAACGGCAGAGAAGACUGUGGGGAUGGUAGCGAUGAGCCACGAGGGUGUAUGGUUUGCAACAGAACUUUCAAUGGUGAAGCCAAUGUUAAGUACAGACUCCACAUUAGUGAACCGUUUCGCCGCCAGAUGCCGUUCCUCUGUGUGGUCAGCUUCGUAGCUGGUGGAGCCCAAUAUGGCGACUACGUGGAAUUACGAUUCCUUUCAUUCAACGUCGGGUCGCUCGAGAAAGGGGGUGCAUCCGAACUGACUUGUUACGGUGGUCACCUGAAGGUUCUUGACACCAAAAGUCCAGAAACAGACAUAAAUCACCAGCAAACACGUGGCCUCAGCCAGCUUGUCUCGGCCAUUAAGCACACUAACGGAAUAUUACCCAGCUUGUACAACAUUCAUGAACAGCGUGUGCCUGACUUUGGCUAUUUCUGUGGCCAAAGGGCAGUUGGUCGAGGUGUCAAUUAUUUCUCAAGUGGAAAUAACGUCACGCUUCUGAUUUUCAUGUCACGUAAGACAUCCUGGCGAUCUCAAUCAUUUAGUGUUUUCCUCACGUAUAGGUUUAUAACCAGGAAGGUACAUGUUGGAGUUCCAAAAGAUGACACUAAGAUUAAUGUGGGAAUCGUCAACUCUUUUUGUAAUGUAGAAUACCGCGACUGUGUGAACCAAGUGUGCGUUAUUAGAUCUCCAAAUUUUCCUGGCACAUUUUUACCAAAUUUUACGUGUCAGUAUCUAAUAAAACAAGAACUGGUUCCAAAGGGUUUUCAUGCACAGGUAUUAUUAAAGCAAACUAAUGAAUACAAGAUAUCCAUCGAUAAUGGACACUCUGGACCUGGAGCGAUUCCAAGUGUUUCACUGACCACGGACUGUCCACGAGACGUGGUGCGUAUAUUCAAUGGUCCGACACCGGAUGCAGUAUUGUUGACUGAGUUCUGUGGAACAGGUCCUCUUCCUGUAGUCAGGUCCAGUCAGUCCAACGUUUUGGUCCAGUUAGUUAGUGCACCGUACCAGCAGUUACAUGACUCCAGACUAGAGAUCGAAGCGGAAGUUAGAUUUGUCAAGGAUCCCUUCUGGCGGAUUUCGGGGAACAGUUGUGAAUUUCUAAUCGAUGAUUCGCGUGACAGUGUGGGGAUUAUCGAAAAUCCCGGACACACUGUGCCGCCACACACUACCUGUACCUAUAGCUUGAGAGGCAGAAAUCCAUCUGACCGUGUGUGGUUGUAUUUUACUUCUUAUAUUGUGGAGGACAAGCAUCCAUGGUCACUCAAAGAAUUCUGUGACACUGGUCGAUUCGAGAUUCUAGGGUUAGCUGCUCCACAUCAUCCGGUAUUUCUAGGAAAUGAAUCUUCAUUGGAAAACCUAACUUACUGUGAGAAAAGUUCACCACGACUUUGUGCACGGGCAGGAGAAACCCCUAAUCUCACCCCUUUCCGUCCAUGUCGUUUUCCAAAAGAGUCAUACUUUUCUAAAGGACCAGAACUAAUACUUCGGUUACAUUACCCAAGAUUAUCGGAAAUUUCGACUCUUCAGCCCAUUUUCAAAGCACGCUACGAAAUCGUAGACACUAGUCAACCCGGAGAGGCUGCCCAUUUGCCCGGGGAGGCUGCCCAUUUCUCCCUCUGUGAUCGAUUUUUAUAUAGUAGAAGUGGCACGAUCUUCUCCCCCCGGAAUGUUUUGUAUUAUGGACGAGGAGGCAGUAGCGAAAUUUCAUGUCGUUAUAAUCUCCAAGGAAAAGACUCGUCCAGAGUAAAAAUUGCCUUUCAAAGUUUACAUCUCUUAUCAUCACUGUGUAAAAAUGUCGUUGAUAAAGCAUCUCAUGAAAGAACUUGUGAAAUUACACAGGGACAUAAAGAACCCAUUUCUUUUAUACAGGUUGUUGAAAACUGGCAGGGAGUCGAAAUACUGACGGCCUGUUUUUGUAACAUAAGUUUUAUAUCAUUCAAACGUAGGCCGAUUGAACUGACGUCUCUCAGUAAUAACGUUUCUCUGAUCUUUACCGUAAAACGCAUGACUUCGUUACAAGAUUAUCGCCAUUUUAAUUUUGAAGCCAGUUACGAAUUUUUCUCUUUUCCCAUUUGUGACAAAGCUGUUGUAGAAAAGAAUGGUUCUUCCUGGCAACUUACUCUAUCUGUGUACGAAGCCAUGUUACACGAGCAUGGACAGUUUCGUUGUAAAUGGUCGCUCAGAGGGGUUGCUAGUAAAAACCUGUACAUAGCGUUUCGUGGAACAAACGGGACAGAAAACUGUGCGGCUAAUAAUAAUAUAGCGAAAGUAUAUUCGGGAAGAAAUGAGGCUGCCUUUGCUGUAGUUUGCCUUAAUGACGAUGCUACAAAACCAGAAAUGGUGGUACCAUUUUGGUACGCCAUGGAAACGUCAAGCUUUUAUCCACCUAGCCCCGGGUUACCAUGGCUGUCGGAUCACGUCAUUCUUGAAACGCUUAUCAAAGCUGCUCAAACGGUGCGUGUCUAUUGGGGCGAGGUUACCAGCCCCUUACUCAAAAGAAACAUUGGUCAUUCCUUACGGAAAAUUAAUUGCCUCACCAGAUGCCCAGAAAUUAACGCCUGUAUCAGCCCCGACCUCUGGUGUGAUGGAAAGAAACACUGCCCUUCGGGAUACGAUGAGGCAGUGGCACACUGUCAACGCUUUCCCGUGUUGUAUAUCACCGCCGGAGUCGGAGCUACGGUCUUACUCUUGGUGCUGGUUGUUGUGACGAUAAUUGUUACCCGGAGAAAACGCGGCCGUCGUGGUAAGCAGCCUAUACAGAUACCAACGGUUGAUCUGUUUGAAAUGAAUGGCAACAGGAGAACUGCAGAAGAUCGUUUUUUAAAGUAUUAAUCCACGGUAAUAUGUCCACAAGCUGUGAUAUACACUAUACUACAUUUCAUUAAACUUACGAAAGAGAACUGUUACAACAUUAUCGUGUUACACAACUAACAACGUGUUUCUACACGACUCCGCAUCCUGACGCUCUAGUUGUACUGGUAUUACAUCUUACGUUAUAGAACUAACAGAGACACGCGAAAUAAAGUUAAAAAAAAAGUACCAAGAAUGAAAUCUACGUGAUUACUCAUUUCUUAACAGAAUUUGUAUCCAUUUUCUUUAAAGUUCUUCACAUUUGCUGUACUGAGUAAAAUAAUUUCUAUUUUAACUGUUUAGUACACAAAUAAAAGCUGAU